CUUCUACGGCGCUUUCGAUGAUCCUGCGAGGGGCGCUCUAUCCUGCAACGGUUGCUAGGGUUCCAGAGUCCGGCCGCUGACGUCAUCAAACAAGAUGGCGGAGGAGAACAUUUUCCUAUUUGUGCCCAACCUGAUCGGUUAUGCCCGGAUACUUUUUGCCUUUGUUGCUUUCUUUUUCAUGCCGAGCUCCCCCCUGGUGGCGUCCACCUUCUACCUGCUCAGCGGCCUCCUGGACGCCUUUGAUGGACAUGCAGCACGAGCACUUAACCAAGGCACCAAGUUUGGAGCCAUGCUGGACAUGCUGACCGACCGCUGUGCCACCAUGUGUCUCCUGGUCAAUCUGUCCCUGCUGUACCCAUCGUACACCCUGCUAUUCCAGCUGAGCAUGAGCCUGGACAUUGCCAGUCACUGGCUGCACCUCCACAGCUCAAUCCUGAAUGGCAGCGACAGCCACAAGACUAUCGACCUGUCGGGGAACCCUGUGCUGCGGCUGUAUUACACCUCCCGGCCUGUCCUGUUCCUCAUGUGUGCCGGGAAUGAACUCUUCUACUGCAUGUUGUACCUGCUGCACUUCACCGAGGGACCAGCAGUCACGUUGGGGCCCCUCGGGGCGGUCGGACUCUUCCGCCUCCUCAUCUGGCUCUGCUGUCCGGUGUCUCUGCUGAAGUCUCUGAUCAGCCUGCUGCACCUGGUGACUGCCUCCUGCAACAUGGCCGCCCUGGACAGCGCUGAGCGGGCCAAGAAGAAGUGACGGACGGAUCCAUAGAGGGAACUAAUUUAUUAUCUGAGUGUUCGUUCUCCCGGAUCUCCCCACCUAGACCUCAUUCCCCUCCCCCAAGGCCACUGCCCCAGUGCACCAUGUGACUCUGUCGCCCCCUGGUGGUGGCCUCAGGUAUCUCUCACUUUUCUGCUCCGCAUUGGUGCGAGUUGUUGGGGCGUUGCUCACGGUUUGUAUUGAUCACUUAUCCCCAACCUUUUACUGUAAUUUUUUUUAUAAUUUUUUUUAAUAUUGGUGUCCUAUCAUGUUACAUUGAAUUGCUCCUAAUUAUCAACCUGUAGGGGUUUUUAGACUGUUUAGUGGAUCUUGGCACAGACAGUAGACUGUAUUCCGCCUCCCAUCAUGCACUGCUGGCAGAUAACCUCCAGGGACGAUGAAAGGCGCCAGGCCGCCUGUCUGCUGCGUGUUUACAGGGAUGUGUGGAGGAUACGGGUGGAGAUACAUGCUCGUUAUUUCGCCUCUCUCCUCCCACGGACUGUAUAUAAGGACAGAGGUAUGUAAUGGAGGAGAGAAGGACCAAGUAUCCCCCUGGGGGUUCACUCGGGGGCUGCGUAUGAGAAAAGACUCAGGGAUAAGCGCAACUCGGAGCUUCACUUCUACAUAUCAUGUCACAGGUCAACAACAUGGCCGCUUUCUUCCCGAAACAGCACCCAACCCCAUCUUGAUUUGCAUUGUGUCUUUUACUCCAGUCACAACCAGAGCUGCAUUCACAAUCUGACUGGCUGCCAUUUGUGCUGACAGCAUGGCUGAACUCCCGUACCGCUCUGCACACUCUGCCCCUAUCCUGUCUGUACUAAAUAUCCCACAAUGCUCCAAGCAAAGCAUUGACCAUAAAGAAACUGACCUGGGAUGGUGGGGGUUAACAACGUGCCGUCCUGCACCCUGACUGCUGACAGGAAUGCAGCUCUGGCUGUGACUGGAGUAUAAGACAUGAGAUGACUCUGAAGUCGUAUUUAGAAGUGAACCAGCCCCGGCCGUGUAUGGCGCCUGUCCCUGCCCCGUUUUCCGUUUGCAGCGUCCGAUGCUGCGGGGUCCAUGAUUGUGAGACUACUUUAUGUUGUAUUUUAUUGGACCAGUGAUGUACAUGACGCAGUCGUCCUUUAUUCCAGCUGCGCGGAGCAGGUGACAUAAAUCUAUAUAAUAUGCGGGUGUAGGGAGCACGCAUUGGCGGUAUUCUGUGUCACGGCUGUUGUACCCAGUAGCAGAGCAUCGCGCCCCUCUCUGUCAUUCCUCCUGUAGCCGGUCCCACUGUCUAUUAUAAUAAAGGAUUCUGAACAUGG
Messenger RNA from Bufo bufo (common toad), 2058 nucleotides. RefSeq names its product CDP-diacylglycerol--inositol 3-phosphatidyltransferase (gene CDIPT). Gene Ontology annotation, molecular function: CDP-diacylglycerol-inositol 3-phosphatidyltransferase activity. Gene Ontology annotation, biological process: phosphatidylinositol biosynthetic process. NCBI's taxonomy places the organism in Eukaryota, Metazoa, Chordata, Amphibia, Anura, Bufonidae. The coding region runs from base 95 to 751 and encodes 218 amino acids. The record is from RefSeq and is a predicted model, not a curated record. Gene Ontology annotation, cellular component: membrane; Golgi apparatus. The transcript is spliced from 6 exons.